Messenger RNA from Anopheles aquasalis, 3051 nucleotides. RefSeq names its product papilin. Gene Ontology annotation, molecular function: calmodulin binding. NCBI's taxonomy places the organism in Eukaryota, Metazoa, Arthropoda, Insecta, Diptera, Culicidae. The record is from RefSeq and is a predicted model, not a curated record.
AUGCCGAUUUCUGCUCCCAAAAUUCCGGACGGUUUACCCGAGUUGAUGCGCGGGUUGGCCAAGAGUGUGAUCAAGGAAAACCCGGAAAAUCUUUAUCUACACGCGGCGGAAUACUUUGAGAAUUUGAUUCGGGAACGUGAUGGCACGCUGGAGCGGGGCUACCAGAGUUUCAACGCGUACCAGGUGUAUGCGGACUAUAAGGAAAAAACGCGCGAGAAGUUGGGUCUAGCACCCGGGAAGCAGUCGUCGGUUAGUGAUGAAGGUGAUGGUGAUGCGGACGAUACGGGCAGUGGUGAGAGUGCUUCGAAGACACGUGGCCGUACGAGGCGUCGCCGAACGCGUAAGCCAUCGUCGGCGGAGAAGGAAAAUCCCGUGACCGAGGUACAAAGUGGCGCGGUGCAUCGCGAUGGGGUUGAGGUUGAGCGGAUGUCACGAAGGAAAAGCUCAGAGCUUUCCGAAGAGGCGGCUCCCGUGUCGGUUGUGGAAGAGGAGGUGGUCCGAGUGCAUUACAAUCCGCCAGAGGCGCAACCCGCGGCCAGAGUCGUUAGUGCACAGUCCGUCGAGGCCGAACAGGCCGUUCUGACCGUGCUGGAUGAUGAGCAGAUGCUGGAUUCCGACGGUGUUAGUAAGGAAACGGAGGAGGACGACGAACCGAUGGAGAGUGUGGAUGACGUUGGUACGGCCCCCAGCACUGCCGACGUUACCGAAACGGAAGCAUCCGUCGUAGUUGAUAGCGUGCCAUUGCAGGAUUUGGAAACGUGCUUCAUGCAUGCGAAUGUUGAUCAUUUAUUGGAAAAGCAUUCCGACGAACCAGCAGAAGGAGCGGCCGAGGAUUUGAAGCUAGACGAUUCAGAUGCAAAGAAUGCAUCAAAGCAAGGUGGGCAAGAUGUUACGGAAAGCGCAAUACCAACUGACCUUGACGUGAUGUCAACCAUUAAGCAGGAGGACGGUGAGUCUAAAGAUGGUGCUACCGAAGAGGCAGAGAAGGAGGGAUCGGACGAAGUCGAUUCUACUAAUGAAGACAAUGCACAGCAACAGUCCGAUGAAAUCCCCAGCGUUGGUGAAAAAAAUUCCUCACAGAAGGUAGUAGAUGAUCCUCCGGGGCCAUCUCCUGAGGAAGUGAAGGAAGAGCCGUGCAUUAAGCGUCAAGUUUCACCCACGAGCUCCGCUCUCCCAGAGCCCGUGGAAGAGAUCGUUGAGAAGAAACAGGAUCAGGAGCUCGAGGAGAUAAAGAAGGUAGAUCUCAGCCAGCUCAGUAAAGAUUCGGCUGAAGCAUUGUUUUACAGUCUCAAGAAAAGCGCUCUGGAGAAUCAGGAAGAAAAGGACGGUCCUGUCGACAUUGUUUCCAACAACGAAGACAAUGCUGUUGCUGAUGCUGCUGCUGCAAAAGACGAAAAUGAUGAUGAUAAUGAUGUGGUCGUGGCAGAGGAACCGCCCGUACAACCGACACCCGAUGAUGGUACCAAGCGUACAUUUACCGAUGAUUUUUUAGACGAAGUCCCCAUCACUGAAGCUGACCCAGGGCUUAAGGUGGCGUCCAGUGAUGGGGAAGCAGGAGUGGAGGCUGAUCCGGCAGCCGGACUCGAGCCUCAGACAUCGCUGGAGGCAAGUGAGAAAGACGACGCCUUCAACCCGAUGGUUAUGGUAUCGAUGCGCUCGAAACAGUUCCAAGAUCAGCUUCAUGAGCGAGAAACGAGGCAGGCGGAUGAGGGUGAAGGUGUUAGUCCGGAAAACCUUACCACCAAGCGUCCUCUCAUGCGACGAUGCAUGACCGAGAUGGCGGAUUUGCAGCGGUUCGACGAUACGGCGCAGGACGACGAAACGACGGACGGUACGAGUUACGUGGAGGAAGAGGAUCAGUUCGAUGGUUACUACAUCGGUCACAUCAAGAACAAAAUUCUAGCCUCAUCCGUAUCGGUGGCCGAUUCCGAUUGUUUCGAUCCGACCCGCUCACCACAGGAACCGGCCAACGACGAAACCGAGGUGCGAACGGCUCUGGAAACGAUUGCCUCGACCGAUACGGAAUCAACGAUCGCGUCGCAGGCCACGAUACAGCAGGCCGGCAGCAAGCGGAGCUAUCUGCGGAAACACUCCCAGAACACGUCCUCCAACAUACCGUACGCGUCGUUCGGGAACGCCGCCAUCGACCAGUCGCUCGACGAGUUCAUCGAGCGGGAGGAACAGAAUAAGCAGGACGAAGCGUUCGCCGAAGCGGCCACCAAGAUCCAGCGGUCCUACCGGACGCACAAGAAGCGCCUGCUGCGGGAUUAUCACAGCACGAUGCGCACCUUCACCGAGGAUCAAUCGGCAGAAAGUGGCGAAGAGUACAACAACAGUGCGGCCAACGUAAUCCAGAUCAAGCUAGACCAGAAGCGAGACCAGUCCGCGACGGGCAGUUCGGGUCUUGGUGCGCUGGCAGAUGGAGGGGAGGAGAGUGAUUCCAACAAUGCCAGCCUGCACGUCCCGCUCGGGACCGGUGGUCGGCGUCCUAUGUACAGCUUGAACAUCGACGAUUAUGAUACGGUGGCGCGACGCAUGACACUGACCCGCGGUGUGGCCAUGCAGCGAAACUCUACGCCCGAUGAUGAUUCCGGCAAAUCAACCAACGCAUCCACGGAUCGCAAAUCAUCGCUGGCCGGAGAUGGGGAUGGUAAGGUGCCGGUAUCUCCGCAACCCGUGACCGGUGAAGUUCUGCAGGAUCCGCCAGUAGUACCGGUUCCAGAAGCCGACCAGAGGGCCAAAAGUGAUGAGCAUGACAAAGAAAACGACAACGACGGUGGCAACAACUCCCAAUCGCAACCAACACCGGAUGAACCAAGGCCACAGCACCGGGAACUCGGUACCGUAGCCGUACCGAAGCCGAUCCGAUCGCAAACGAAAGUGCUCAGCAGCCACCGGGUAGCACCGCUGGAUGUACAGAAUUUGUUGCUGAUUGCCCGACAACGGACGAUGCCGGUACAGAUUGAUUCGUCCGUCAUCCGGGUGCUGCCGAAGCACAUGCGCAAGCGAAUCAGCAGUGCCGGGAUGAUGAGCGAUGGUAAACGGAAGUAG